AUGCUGAUCCCGAUCAUCUUGCUUGCUGCUGGUGCUGUGGCCCAGAAGGUGCUCACCAAUGAUGUUUGGACGUCCACGUCUUCUAAUAAUUUGGUUCUCAUCACUCCAACCGUGAUUGACGAGGUUACCAUUUCCGCUUCCCCAGUUACAGAUUCUGCAACCGUUUGGAAUUCGCUCGACUCCUCGGGUAUUCCCUACCUUGUGACUCCCACUGUUUCUGGCUCCAGUACCAUCUCGGCAUCUCCAACUGCUACUGACACCUCGUAUCCAACUGCCACCGGGGGAGCUCCUCCUGUGCUGCGGUGCAUGAACGACAGAGCAGACGACUCCAACUCGGGGUAUCCAUUCUGCAUCACCAACGGCACAGAGAUGGUUGUUGGCGAAACAUACUGGAUCACCUGGGAUCCGUCUUAUUGGGGCAGCGACGAUAUCACCAGAGUGCGUAUCUCCACCAACGAGUAUCCACCAGUUGACGGAGACGACGCUCUCUUUACGUCAGAUUACAUCAGCAACAAUAAUGGCUUUUUCGCUUGGGAGGUCAAGUCGUCUUAUCGCAAAAGCGGCACCGAAGGCUAUUGUUGGCUGCUCAUCACUCCCCAGCUGGAUUCCACCACGGACGCAAAGCACACGGGAACCACGUAUGGACCGCUCAUCAGAGUGAUAGAGCACGAGUCCGAUGCGUACACAGAAAUCACAAGACUGCCUUCAGAUAACGGCAAGAGCUCUUCCGGGUCGAGCUCCAAGGUGAAAGUGAUUGUUCCUGCGGUAGUUGUGCCGGUAGUUGUGUUGGGAGCUCUUGUGGUUGCAAUUGUUUGGUAUUUCAAAAAGAUGGGAACCAAGCCGCAAUUGAGCAACUUGAUCCAUCUUAAAGACCGGCAUCCGGACAACGCAAGUAUAACCACUUAUGAUCUGCAGUCUCAUGCUACCACGACCACUGCUUCAUCCAUAAACGACAACCCCUUUGAAUAA
Messenger RNA from Ogataea philodendri, 969 nucleotides. RefSeq lists its product as uncharacterized. The transcript has a single exon. NCBI's taxonomy places the organism in Eukaryota, Fungi, Ascomycota, Pichiomycetes, Pichiales, Pichiaceae. The coding region runs from base 1 to 969 and encodes 322 amino acids. The record is from RefSeq and is a predicted model, not a curated record.